CGAACUUUUUUACAAGUAAAAUAAAAGGAAAAUAUAACGAAGGCAGUAGAGAAAGGGAAAAUCGCAAAAUCCCCAGAUUUUCUUUCCAUCCAAACACACCUCUUUCUCUAUGUCUUUGGUUUAUUAUCUUCACUGUUUCAUUUGUAUCUAUUAUAAUUAUUAUCCUAGAAAAAUCUCUCUUCCCUAAUUUUCUCUCACUUUCCAGGAAAAAAAUAAAGAACACCUUCUGUAAUCGUUCUCUAAUAAAGCUAUUAAAAGAAUGAUAUCUGUUGUGAACGACGAUGCUGAAUUUGAUAAACGAUCGGAUACAAUCGAAGAGAAAGCUAGGGUUUCUACCGAUGAAGCUAUUGGUAGCCGUAAUGAGGACAAUAGAUUGAGCUUAGGAGUUUCUGAUGAAGAAGGUAGGGUUUCUCCAAUGGAGCACGAUUUGAAAGAUUUUAGGGUUUCAGAGAAUAAUAGAUCUGAGGAGGUUAGGGAGAGUAAUGCCAAUAGUGUAGAUAGAAGAAUAGGCGACGAAUCUAGGGUUUUUGAUGUAAAUGAUCGAGUGGAACAGAAUGAUAUGAUAAACGAUGAUGAGAAUGAUAGAAUAGAGAAUUCAGAGAAGCUGGAGAAGGAUACUGGUUCAGACUAUAAGUCCUUGUUAUCUGAGUUCGAUGAUUAUGUAGCCAAUGAUAGAAUUGGUGGAGGGACUUCAAGGGCGUUGAGUUAUGGGUUUGAAGUGGGUGAUAUGGUUUGGGGAAAGGUGAAAUCUCAUCCUUGGUGGCCUGGGCAUAUAUUUAAUGAAGCAUUUGCAUCUUCAUCUGUACGCCGGACAAGGAGAGAGGGACAUGUGUUAGUUGCGUUCUUUGGGGAUAGUAGUUAUGGAUGGUUCGACCCAGCUGAGCUUGUCCCUUUUGAUCGUCAUUUUAUGGAGAAAUCACAGCAGACAAACUCGAGGACUUUUGUCAAGGCUGUGGAAGAGGCAAUGGAUGAGGCAAGUCGGAGGCGUGGUCUUGGUUUGGCUUGUAAAUGUAGGAACCCAUAUAAUUUUCGGCCCACAAAUGUCCAAGGGUACUUUGUAGUUGAUGUGCCUGAUUAUGAACCAAAUGGGGUUUAUUCAGUGAAUCAGAUUAGGAAUGCAAGAAAUAGUUUUAAGCCCAGUGAGACCCUUUCAUUUAUGAAACAAUUGGCAUCAGACACUGGAGCUUUUGACCAGCAGAGCAUUGAGUUUCUUAAGAAUAAGGCUACUGUUUGUUCUUUCCGGAAGGCUGUGUUUGAGGAGUAUGAUGAGACAUAUGCGCAGGCUUUUGGGGUGCGGCCAUCACGCCCUUCUAAUUCGGCUGUUGAUGCUCCAACACGACCUUCUAAAGAGGCACCGCGAGCUCCUUUGAGUGGACCACUGGUGAUUGCAGAAGCCUUAGGUGGUGGGAAGAGUUCUAAAAAACCUGUAAAAGCUAAGGACCAUUCAAAGAAAGACAGAUACCUAUUCAAACGAAGAGACGAAGCAGCUAGUCCAACAAUGCCAUCAACUUUCAGAGAGGGAUCACCAACAUUUGUAGCUGGAGAUUAUGUGUUGCAGAAGAGGGCUCCAGUUUCUCAGAUUCCAGUAAAACAAGAGCAGACUGUUGUUAUGAGCAAGGAUGUAAGUUCAAGUGGAGAUUUAUCUGGAAAUGCAGUUCCAUCUGCAAACCAGACUUCAGCCCCCGCUGCUGCUAUAGAUGGAAAGCCGUCUUUGAAUAAAAGUGAUGGUGUGUCUGCAACUUUUCAGUCCGAAGGUGAUGUUAUAUUUGACCCAAAAUCUGAGGGUGGAAAUUUGUCCAGAUCAUAUGAAGUAGUUCAGAAACCUGAUAUGGAUUCCACUGCAAAACUGGAAGGAGGCCAGGGAUUAGAUCAAGUUCGAGAUGGUCUUACCAGUGAGCAUCCUUACCCAGUUGAUAUAAAGCGCCCUGGUGGCGUGAGUGCUGAGGGUGGGGUGAAGAAAGUGAAAAAGCGAUCUUCAGCUGAUAUAGGUGUUGAGAACUCUGCUUUGGUGGAGAAAAAGAAGAAGAAAAAGAAGAAAGAGACUGGUUCAGAAACAAACUCUGAUAAACCAAAGAAGCCUUCUUUCCUUGGAAAAGAUGGGGCCAAAUCCGCUCACAUUGGUUUGGGUCCUAGAGAAGAGUCUCAGGUGAAUCAGCAGAAGAAAGAUGUUGAUCCUACUCAUUCCUCAUUCAAUUCUGUUGGGGCUUCCACAACCAUUGGUGUGGGAAAUUCUGGAUUUGAACUUGCACAACUACUGAGUGAUUUGCAUGCUCUGGCUCUUGAUCCCUUUCAUGGUGUGGAAAGGAAUAGCCCAACAAUUGUUAGGCAAUGCUUUUUGCGAUACCGGUCACUUGUUUAUCAGAAAAGCUUGGUUGUGUUACCAACAUCAGAGAUGGAUUCUACUGAGCUUCGUGCUGGUAAACCUCCUUUGGUUGGAGGCUCUGACAACACCAAGGAGAAUGUUAGAGACUCGACUCCUUCAAAACCAGUGAGACCCCUUGCAAGACCUGAUGAUCCAACAAAAGCUGGACUGAAGCGUCUCCCAUCUGAUCGUCUAGAAGAAAUUGCUGCAAAGAGGUUGAAAAAACUUAGUCAGUUGAAAUCAUUAACUGCAGAGAAGAAGGGCAAUCUGAGGGCUUCGGAAGCUCCAAAAGUUGAAGUUAAAGAACAGCCAACUACAGGGCCCCCAGCAAGACCGACUAAAAAACCAGAUUCUUUAAGGAAAGUGGAGUCUCUACCUAGGGCUGUUGAGCCUACAAUGCUGGUUAUGAACUUUCCUCCUCAGGUAUCACUUCCAUCAGUUGCAGAAUUGAAGGCAAGAUUUGGACGCUUCGGCUCAUUAGAUCAGUCAGCUAUCCGUGUGUUUUGGAAGUCCUCAACAUGCCGUGUUGUGUUCAGACACAAGAUUGAUGCUCAGGCUGCAUAUAGAUAUGCUAAUGGAACCAACUCCCUUUUUGGCAAUGUGAACGUGAGAUACCAUCUUCGAAGUGUGGAAGCUCCUACAGCUGAAGCACUAGAUUCUGACAAGGCACGAGGAGAUGAGACUGGCAGUGAAACCAUACGAGUUAAGGAUCCUGUGGUUGAAAGACCAGCAGCCCCGGUGGUUGCACACCAGCCACUUCCACAACCAACGGUCCAGCUGAAGUCCUGCUUGAAGAAACCAACAAGUGAAGAGGCAGGGCAGGCAAGUGGGGGUAAUGGAGGUAGAGGUACAGCGCGUGUAAAAUUCAUGUUGGGUGGGGAAGAAACUAGUAGGGGAGAUCAAUUGAUGGUUGGUAAUAGAAACUUCAACAACAAUCCCAGUUUUGGUGAUACUGCUGCACCUUCUGUUGCAAUGGAAUUUAAUACUAAGAACAUUCAAAAGGUCAUUCCUCAAUCUUCGUCUUCGUUUCCUGUUAAUCCCCCUAUUCCUCAAUUUGGGAAAGCCCCCACCGAAGUGGCUCCCAGAAAUGUUCACAAUCUUAAUACUCAAACCACCACCCCACCAGCUAGUAGUACAACAAGCAUGGAUAUUUCACAGCAGAUGCUAAGCCUCCUGACAAAGUGCAACGAUGUCGUAACAAACGUAACGAGCAUGUUGGGCUAUGUGCCUUAUCAUCCUCUUUGAUUAAACAAAGGGCGACCCAAAUUAAUGUUGGAUCAAAAUCGAAGAGAUGAUACCGUUACUCCCCAUUGCUGCUGCGAGGAAAGCAUGAUUCUGAUUUUCGCGCAAAUGUACCACAAGUGCGACGGGGUUUAAAGAGAGUGCAAUCGAGAAAAUCCCAUUUGUGGGUUUAUAAUUUUAUGUACUCUUUGUUGGAAAAUGUAUUGCUGGGUGCUUCCAGUUGUGUACUGGUUUUCAAAGUCACCUGUGCUGUCUUUUUAUAGCCUUUCUACUUCCCCCUCCCUCCAAUUGAACUGCUUGUCUGUGUUUCUUUUUUGUGUGACGAGUAAUGAAUUAGCAUGUGUUCUAAUUU
Gossypium raimondii (Peruvian cotton) is the source of this 3956-nucleotide messenger RNA. RefSeq lists its product as hypothetical. The record is from RefSeq and is a predicted model, not a curated record. NCBI's taxonomy places the organism in Eukaryota, Viridiplantae, Streptophyta, Magnoliopsida, Malvales, Malvaceae. Gene Ontology annotation, molecular function: nucleic acid binding. Bases 260 to 3607 code for a protein of 1115 amino acids. The transcript has 3 exons.